Molecule: messenger RNA, 2137 nt
Organism: Camponotus floridanus (Florida carpenter ant)
Lineage: Eukaryota; Metazoa; Arthropoda; Insecta; Hymenoptera; Formicidae
Gene: ZnT86D
Product: zinc transporter 7-A
Exons: 2
Coding region: 245-1324 (359 amino acids)
Biological process (GO): intracellular zinc ion homeostasis; zinc ion transport; transmembrane transport
Cellular component (GO): Golgi apparatus; membrane
Molecular function (GO): zinc ion transmembrane transporter activity
Source: RefSeq, a predicted model, not a curated record
ACCGCUCUCCCUCGUCGCUCCCCUCCCCUCACCCCGCGUCAGAAGCGGUUGCGAAGCAUGGCGCUCCGUCGUCGUGUGUCUCGCGCGCGACCCGCUUUUCCACACCUUUGACAGCCGGCAUGUGUCAAACGACCGGUAAUUAACAUCACCGAACAUCGCCGGUUUCGAUCGUGGACUCGAUUCCUCCGAUAGCCGUAACAGGACAGAUUUUGGCUUACAGAAUUGACAUUGGGACGAUUAUAAAAUGCUGCCACUUUCGCACAGUCCACGUGAUUCACGCUCCAACUUCCGCAGUAGAGUGAAAGAGAAGCUGUUGGGUUGGAAACGCCUCAUCUUUUCCGAUCAGAAUACCCGGAACUUAUUCCUGUUUCUGAUCCUCAACUUGUCUUUCGCCUUCGUCGAACUGUUCUAUGGAAUAUGGACCAAUAGUCUUGGCCUCAUCUCCGACAGUUUUCACAUGUUCUUCGACUGUACUGGUUUGUUAUUUGGUUUAGCUGCAUCCGUCAUUACAAAAUGGAGAGCAAACGAGAGAUAUUCGUAUGGUUAUGUAAGAGCAGAGGUAUUAGGCGGCUUUGUAAAUGCCUUACUCCUAUUAUUCAUAGCCUUGUUUAUUAUGUCUGAGGCGGUGGAGAGGGCGAUUGAACCGCCAGAAAUCAAACAUGAGAGACUAUUCGUGGUUUCUGUCUUGGGACUCAUAGUGAAUUUAGUAGGAAUAUAUGCAUUUAAGCAUGGACACGGCCAUGGACACGGACAUAGUCACAGCCAUAGUCAUAGUCAUGGUGGAAAGGGACAUCAUGGUCACGCCCAUGACAAUUCUUAUUCUGUCCUGAAUCACAAUUAUGAUCAUCAUGUUGAAGUCGACAUGUCAUUCAGUGGAACAAAUUCGCAAAUUAUGAAAGGAGUGUUCUUGCAUAUACUUGCGGAUACUCUCGGAUCUGUGGGCGUAAUUAUAUCGGCGGUGCUAAUGCAAAUGUUCGGUUGGAUGAUUGCCGAUCCAAUUUGUUCCAUGCUCAUAGCAGUAUUGAUAGUGUUAAGUGUAAUCUCGCUGAUGAAAGAAUCAUGGGAAAUACUCAUGCAGAGACAGCCAGCAGCUCUAGAUCACAUUCUACCCCAGUGUUACAACAAAGUGACACAGAUACCUGGCGUUUAUACUGUACAGGAACCACACUUCUGGACAUUGUGCUCGGAUGUAUAUGUCGGAUGCCUGAAAUUGGAAGUAGCCAGAGCAGUGGAUCCUAAAUCCGUCGUGACAACGACUCAAAAGAUUUUCCAAGCGGCGGGCGUGAGACAGCUCACGAUUCAGUUAGAUUACGCUCCCAUGUGAUCCACGAAAAGCACGUGCGUUGUGAAAUAUUCUUACAAGUGUCCCAGAAGUGUAUUUAUCUACGGACUUUGCCGCAAGGAAACGAGAAACACGAUAGUGCCACAAAUUGUCUUCGCCGCGUCAAAAGUCGAUGAUUGUACACUUUUGAAUGGUAAUCCAUCUCAUCUUGAACUACAAAUCGUUUAAGAAUUGUAUAUGCCUUAUAGAAAAAUUCUGCUAAUACAAUACUGAUUGAAGAAUAAUUUCUAAAAGAAUAUACAACUAAAUCAAAUCUCUAGUUUAGUCAUUUUUAAAAUGGAAACAGAGAACAAAUGUAUUUCUCAUCAUCGUCAGAUAUGUGAGACAUUAAAAACACCAGUCAGUUAUAUCUCUCCUAUUCCAAAAUCUCUGUGAAAAAUAUUGCUAUUUAACUUUAUACAAAUACCUCACUGUUAUUAGAGUGAAGGUUUAUCUCUCUAUUUGUAUGAACUUUUACUUGUAACUAUUCGUCUAAGCAUUUCAGAUUCAAGUUUAAUUUAGCUCUAUUAUAAUGUAAGAGUAGCAUUGCUUAGAUUUUUUAUUUUUGCAAUGAUAUUUUAAGGUAUGUCUAGCAUAUUUUUGACAAGACCUCCAAGACAAUGUGAACGAAAGUGUGCUAAAUAUUACAUAAUUUUUGCCUAUUGAUUUAUUGUUUAUAUAGGAUUAAAUUAUUGUAAACUUGUAAUGAGAAUAAUGCAAAUGACCAUAGAAAUUUGAGAAUAGCUGUAGAAAGCUAGUCAUAUCUGUGCAAGCAACAAUGGAAAGUACAUACAAUAAAUAACAUAAUGGAAAGAA